AUGGCUGCUGCUUUGAAGAAAGAUCGUGAAGCAGAGGGGAGAGAACUGGUAAAAAUACUUUUAGCUGCUAGAGCAGAUCCAACUGCUCAAGAUGCCCAGCAUUUUCGAACAGCUUUGCAUACUACUGCUAUGAUCAAUGAUCUUGAGUUGGUCAAGAUCAUUCUCGACUUUGGAGUUGAUGUAAACAUCAGGAAUGUGCACAAUACCAUACCUCUUCAUGUGGCACUGAAUAGAGGUGCAAAAUCAUGUGUUGGGUUGCUUCUAUCUGCUGGGGCAAAUUGCAACUUGCAGGACGAUGAAGGAGACAAUGCUUUCCAUAUUGCAGCUUUUUCAGCAAAUAUGAUACGCGAAAAUCUUGAGUGGAUUAGCAUCAUGCUUAGGCAUCCUGAUAAUGCAGUUGAAGCUAGAAAUCACAGGUCAGAGUGUGAUAUCCGACCAGUGAGCCAACAUAAUGAGCUUGAGGUCAAGUUUUUUCUGGAGAGAGCAGCAAUUUAA
Molecule: messenger RNA, 495 nt
Organism: Ipomoea triloba (trilobed morning glory)
Lineage: Eukaryota; Viridiplantae; Streptophyta; Magnoliopsida; Solanales; Convolvulaceae
Product: E3 ubiquitin-protein ligase KEG-like
Exons: 5
Coding region: 1-495 (164 amino acids)
Biological process (GO): late endosome to vacuole transport; negative regulation of abscisic acid-activated signaling pathway; defense response
Cellular component (GO): early endosome; trans-Golgi network
Molecular function (GO): protein binding; ubiquitin-protein transferase activity
Source: RefSeq, a predicted model, not a curated record